GUAAUGUACAAUUAAAAAAAAAAAAAGAAAAAAAGAAAAAAAAAACAUUUCUAUGGGUUCAUCAUACACUGAUUGCCCUUGAGAUUCCUUUGGUCUCUCUCUUGUUCAUCUUACCAUCCUCCAUCUCACUCACUAAAAUCAAUAUCCAACACCAUUUCCCUUUUCAUAUCCCCAUUCACAAAAACCUUUUCUUUUUUUAAUAAUCACUGAGAUUUAGUGGUCGGUUUAUCCUCAUUUUUAUGGAAUCUAUAUUAUUCCGAUUCUGAGGCCCCUUUGUUUAUUAUGGGGAACGUAAACGGUAGAGACGACGGCGGCGGUGGUAGCACGGCGUCGAUCGGCAAUGGUCCCGACGGUAACUCGGUUGUUCGCGGUGGCGGUGAUGAUAAUGAUUUCAUGGGCCACUCUCCUCCUCCGAGCCCUAGGGUUUCUGGUUCCCCAUUGAUGUUCACUCCACAGGUUCCAGUGGCUCCGUUGCAAAGGCCGGAUGAAAUGCAAUCAAACAGUUCAUGGAUGCACAACUCCUCCGGCUAUGAAGACACGGUUCCCGAGCAAGGAAUUCCGACAAUGAUUACUUGGAGUUAUGACGGAAAAGAAGUGGCUGUCGAAGGCUCAUGGGACAAUUGGAAAACAAGGAAGCCGUUGCAGAGAUCGGGAAAAGAUUUCAUCAUAUUAAAGGUUCUUCCUUCAGGCGUUUACCAGUAUAGAUUCGUUGUUGAUGGUCAAUGGAGGUAUUCCCCUGAUGUACAAUGGACCAAGGAUGAAGCCGGCAACACUUUCAACAUCUUAGAUUUGCAGGAAUAUGUACCUGAAGACAUUGGAAGCAUAUCUGGUUUUGAACCCCCUCGGUCCCCAGAUUCAAGCUACAACAAUUUACAACUCGGGUCAGAGGACUAUGCAAAGGAGCCACCAUUGGUACCACCACAUCUCCAAAUGACGCUGCUUAACGCCCCCCCGUUGCACCAUAUGGAGAACCCGCCUAUUUCUUCAAGACCGCAACACGUUGUUAUAAACCAUCUUUACAUGCAGAAAGGGAAGAGCAGUGACUCUGUUGUGGCGCUGGGGUCCACUCAUCGGUUCUUAUCCAAGUAUGUUACUGUCGUGCUCUACAAAUCUAUACAUCAAUAAUCACAGACCGCCAAACCAACCAAUCUGGUCCAGUGUGAAUGGUUAGUUUUAUGCCAGUUGCGUUGUGUGUAUGUGUUUGUGUUUGAUUCGUUCCUAGCUUUACUUAGUGUUAUGUUUUCGAGCUUUAUAUGUAUGAACAGUAACCAUCGUGUAGAUUUACUACUCCCUUUUGAAAAUGGUAAUGUUUUCUAAGAAUGUGAAAUCCAA
This is a messenger RNA of Helianthus annuus (common sunflower), 1332 nucleotides long. Its product is annotated as SNF1-related protein kinase regulatory subunit beta-2. The record is from RefSeq and is a predicted model, not a curated record. Gene Ontology annotation, molecular function: protein binding. The coding region runs from base 283 to 1125 and encodes 280 amino acids. NCBI's taxonomy places the organism in Eukaryota, Viridiplantae, Streptophyta, Magnoliopsida, Asterales, Asteraceae. The transcript is spliced from 4 exons.